Messenger RNA from Larimichthys crocea (large yellow croaker), 12041 nucleotides. Its product is annotated as A-kinase anchor protein 13-like. Lineage: Eukaryota; Metazoa; Chordata; Actinopteri; Sciaenidae. Gene Ontology annotation, molecular function: guanyl-nucleotide exchange factor activity; MAP kinase scaffold activity. The record is from RefSeq and is a predicted model, not a curated record. The transcript is spliced from 47 exons. The coding region runs from base 270 to 9692 and encodes 3140 amino acids. Gene Ontology annotation, biological process: adrenergic receptor signaling pathway; positive regulation of canonical NF-kappaB signal transduction; regulation of Rho protein signal transduction. Gene Ontology annotation, cellular component: membrane; actin cytoskeleton.
GUGACUUGACACACGGGGCUGAGUGAGCCCAGCAUGUACCAGAGUCUCCCCAACCAGCGCCCAGCUUUAAAACAAGGACCUGACGGUGAGGAAAUGGCGUUGUUUACCAGUUUAAACUGCGUUUAUCAUUUCGACAAAGAGGACGGGAGCUUUGAAAAGCGGCGGGAAGAUUGUGAAGCGUAGUUUGCGUACAGCAGAAAGAAAGAAGGAGUUGAGAGGAGUGAGCUCACUGCCUGGAGGAGUCAACACUGCGGCAAGAGCCCAGCAUCAUGAAACUGAAUCCUCAACAAGCUCCACUCUAUGGAGAGUGUGUGUUGACUGUUCAGCUCGACGAUGAUGAUGUGUGUCGUGCUGAUGGAGAAGAGGAGGAAGAGGAGGAGGUGGAGUUUUAUCUUUUAUUCUCAGGAUCCACACAAAGACAUCUGACCAGCACACUGCGGGUCAGUCACGUCACUCUGCAGGCCGUGUGUCCAGCCCAUAAUGUGUGUGAGCAGGUCUUGGUGACAUUAUGUUUGGCUCAGCCUGGUGGACCAGUGGACACACACUCACAGGAGACCUUCUGCUUUGUACAGGACUUGGCUCUCGACAUGGCCCACCUCCUGCUUAGAAACACAGCUCCACAUGAAGAAUUACUAUUGGACGACGAGCAGAUUCCACUGAAAGACUGUGAGAGGUUGGAUCAGAGCCUCGCCCUGGCCCUGAAUCACCUCACCCUGCCCCACCAGAGGAAUGCACCAGGAACACCCUUUCACACUCACACACAGCCAGAUAUGGACAAACAGAUGGGUGACCAAACACAAACCCUCACAGACACAAAUACACACAGUGACGCAGAGAGACACAAGGAAACCUGGAUGGACGUACCCACGCUGCUGGACAGCUGCAGCGCUGCGUCUCAGUGCCAGCAGCUCUCCAGCCUGCUGCACUUAGCAGCCGGUCACGGUCUGAGGACGGUGGCAUCGUUCCUCCUGCAGCAGCCAGGAGGCAGGGAGGCACUGAGGAGGCCCAGCGCUCAGGGACUAACUCCAGCAUGUCUGGCAGAGAGAAGAGGACAUGAGCAGCUGGUGGAACUCUUCACACAGUAUGAGACAUCCCCAACUGUCCAAGUGGAACCAAAGGAGCAGCCGCACUUUUACCCAGAAGGCCGAGUGUUUCAGCACCAUUCAACUCUCGGUACCUACACCCUAACAUUCCCCAGCCUCCAUCAGAAGGAGGCGGGGGCAGAGACACAGAGCAGUCAAGACUGCUGCUUACAGGAAGAGGUGAAGGAGCUGAGGAGACUUAUUCGACUUCACAGAGACAAAAAGGCAAACUCAGAUUUUGUUGGUACCGUUGCACAUACCUCCACAUCCCUCUUCACCGAUGAUGAACCAAUCAGCCCCGCCUGUGAGCUGCAGCCCUGCUCUAACAGCCAGCAAGAGAGCAAGCAGGAUGCUGGCCCGGCCGUGGUAACCAUAGAGAACUGUAGCACAACAACAGAAGAACAAGGAAGUCCUCCGUCAUUGGAGGACGUAACACAAAGGGAGGACUCUGCUGUUGUCACUCAUACAUCCUGUACCAGUGGAAGUCUUUGUCAGAGCCAGGAAGCUGGGGGAAAACAGAAGGGUACACCAGCUGCCAACUCUGGCAGUAAUAACUCUGGCCGUAAUAGGAAAAACAGAAAGAGAUCUGCAAAGACCACAAGGCAUGCUACAGAAUUUCCACAAAAUUACAGAAGCGCCCCAGUGGCCAGUAAAGGGACUGCAUGGAGCCCCAUAAAGACAACAGGAAGCAGAACAGAGACAGAUGGAAUUCUUUCACCCAGUGAACCAGCAGUGGCAUCUCUGAUUGAUGACGGAGGAGCUACAGAAACUCUGUGUAGUCCCAGAACAGAAGAGACUCCAUCACCCAUAAAGCCAGGGCCUGCACCAGGUGGGAAGUGCGCUGACAGGAAGGCCUUGCCAACCACCAUCAUCGAAGAAAAACAGGAAGGAGAGAAGUGGGAAGUUGACCUGCUGAUAUGUGAGCGAGUUGUAGAGACAGAACACGGAGACACUGAAAGUCUCCCAGCAAAAGAAGCUAAAUUUAACUUGGCUCUGGAAUCAGCUGCAGAGAGGACAGUAACCAUGGGUCAGGAACAAUCACAGGAUCCACGGGAAAGCCAGUCAGACCCAGAGGAGCCAAGCCAACCUGACACGAACAAGAGCUGUCAGUCUGGUAGGAGGACCAACCCAACAUCCCCAGACACAGAAAGAAAACCCUGCAGAGGGCUGUGGGACGGAGGCUGGAUUGGAAGCAGAAUGGGAUCACUCCCACAUGGACCAGAAACGGUAGCAAAAACAGUUUGGUAUGAGGGUGAAAACAUAGACCAGGGUGUCAGUGAAGACUGGAACAGAAAGGAACCCAACUCCCAGACAGUUUGGUAUGACAGUGACACAAUGGAUCAGAGAAAACAGGAACAGUUGGAGCAGGGAAUGAGAGAGCAGAAAGAAUGUGAUUUGAGCUCACCCCAAACUUCUGGUCUCAGUUCUCCACAGCUGUUAGAACAGAGUCUAAGCUCUCAUCAACUGUCUGCAACUCUUAGUCAGCCACAUGCUGCUGGAACGCAGCCAGUUCAGUCACAUGGGCCUAGUGCACAAAGACGGGAAGUACAUGGAUCACAGCUAGAGGAGGAAGUAGGGCCAGAUUGUAAGGAGGGAGGAGUGGAGGGAGACAGAGAGGAGGUCAGUAACAGAGAGACGAAUUACAGCAGACAGAGUUCUGAAACAACAGGCAUCGAAGAGCGAGGAGAAGACAAGCAAGGGAACGAAGAGAAAGGAGCAAAGGGUAAAAAAAAGAGGAGAAAGAAGAGGGGGAAGAGAGGAGGCGCAGAGGCCAAGCUUAGCUCCAGCUCUAGUAUAGAGUCCCAGAGUCAGUCAGAGAUCCAGACACAGAGGGAACAAGUGACAACCCUGAACACGCAGUCAGAAACAGAGUCAGAAGCCAAGGAUAAAACAGGAAGGGCAGAUAUUCAGUCUCCCAGUGCUCCUGAGCCAACCCGGAGAGAGGAAGCUGACAAGGACGCCAUGCAUCUACCCAGGCAGACAGAGGGCGAGACCAGGGACAUUCGUGGACCUGCCUGUGAUGUUACAAAUUUAGGAGCUGGUUAUAAGACUCCAGAGUUUAGUCCGACAGACCACGGAAGAACAGAUGUGACUGAAGUCACAGCUCCACAGACACUGGAAACAAAGGAGUUAUCAGAGGAUGAGAGCAUGAACUGUCAUUCACCUGAUCACUUUAACCCCCAUCCUGCUGUCAUCGCUGACAUCAGUGAGCCCGACAUAGGGGAAAUUACAGCUGUACAACUAAUUGGAAAGGAAGCGCUUGACCCUGAAGAACUGGAAUUAAAAGGCUUUGCCAAGGCAGUCCAGCAUAAAGUGCAUAACAGUGUGGAGUCAAAGGUUUUGCCAGAAAAGAAGGAUUUGGCAGUUUCUGGUGAAGCUGUAGCGUGCGUGGACCAGACAGGUUUGGUGGAAUCUGAUCGUCCAAAGGAACUUCCUGUCGAACAUUCAGACCCUACAGAAUUCACAGAGGACUCGUUUCUUAUGGAAUUUCCUGAAGAGAAUACACAAAAUGUACAAUCUGUGGACUUGGACAAACCAGUACAGCCUGCGGAUCCCACGGGAAGACCUGUAGAAUUCAUGGAAUCCGUGCAUCCUACAGAAGCUGGGGGUCUGCCAUGUGAAGGUACAGCGGAUGUGUCACCACUUCAAAAAGGGGAAGGAAGGGCUGAGACGACUCUGAGUGGAUAUUUAGAGCAUUGUUUGGCCUCUGAGAUGAUGAGAGAUGAGCAGAACAAGGGGGAAAAGAGAAAUGAGUUGUGGACGGAUGAAGAGAAAGAGGGUAAGGAAAUGAGUCGGGAGAGGAGGAGUGAAGAAACUGACAGUGGGAUGGUGUACAGCAAGGUAGAGGGCGAGGAGUUUCCUUCCUCAGACAGAGUGAAAGAGCAGGAGUACAACAAAGCCUUAGCAGCCACAGCGGUGGCGGUUGUAACAGUAGCAAUAGCAUCAGCCAUGUCUAGCAUAGAGCUGAGGCAACAGUUCGCAGACAGUCAGGCUCAGGAUCGAGAAACAGCAAAUAAUCAACCAUUAGCACAGCAUGGCAGUGUACCAACUGAUACAUUAAAGAAGCUGUCAGACAAUUUACUCAACACAGUUCAUUCCACACAACUGUCUGCACAGCUGAUGGACAAAGAAAACCGUCAACUGUUAGCUAUGGCACCAGCUGAGACAGAAAAGCAACCUGGAGAACAUUCAAAUGUUAAACUUACUGAUGAGUUCACCCCUGAAGAGCAAGCUAGUGUUGAAAUAUCAGAGUCGCACUGUAAGACUGAGACAGAAAAUAUACCAGCAACACCGCCAACUAGCAACCAGCAGGCUAACCUGUCAGAACUGGCAGACAACCUUAGUUUAGCACAACACCACAAAGAGGAAACUGAAACGUUAUGUUCACUAACUAAAGAAGAGGAAAGCAUGCUACAGGUUAAUAUUAAACCUUUGCCAGAAGCAAAUGAAAUGACUGCAGACAGCCAAGGUCACAUGCAGCUCCCCUGUCCUGUUGUAGACACAGGACAGCAUCCAGAGGCUUCUGACACAUCAGGUCCUGAUUCUGAGGAGAAUCACAAGCUAGGUGAGCACAGAACCCCCCGACCUGAGUCUGUCUGUCAGGAAGAGAAUGGGAUUCAAGCAGAGAGUGACGGACAGCAGUUAGAUUCACAUUUUCAACAGAACCAGACCCGUGACAGAGAUGAUAGUGACCCUGCAGAAUCCAUAGCUGCUGAGGGUGAGGUAGUAAGGCAGACACGUGAGCAGUGUGAGGCAGAGGGAAGUGAGAGCUGCGAAAAUGGUUUCUCAGGCACAUCUGGCUCGGACUGUCAGGAAAAAGAGCAGAGGAGUGAUCCACGCCUGGACGAGCAGGUUGAAACACCGUGUGAAGGGGAGACUCCUACUUUCGUUUUUUCUUGCGAUGCAAUGCUUCCUGUUACACCCUGUGACUUCACUCCUGUGGCUGAUCCCGGUUCAGAGGAACCAACUGGCCCUCUGACAGGCCAGUACCAGUCACCCCACUCAUACGAGGACAUGGAGCUUGUCCCCUCCGUCCCUUUUGAGGCUGACAGUGGCACGUUCCAGAGCAAAGGUCAGGAGUCCGUCACAGUGCAUAACGAGGACUGUGUGUCUGAAGACUCAGGCGCUGUGGAUACAGUUGAUGGAUGGAAGGAGAGAGAAAGGAUUAAGAUGACAAGUGGAGAGGAAGCCAGGGAAGAGAUGGUCACAGUGGAGGACACAUUUCAGACAGAAGCAGACACAUUUCCAGCAGCAGAAGAAGAGAGUCAGCAGACCAGCAGAGACUCAGACAGCACACACUUUCUGCAGAUCCAGAGGGAGAGGGAUGUUUUCUACCCUGUCCAGCCGUGUCCUGAACCCAGCCCAGUAACAACAUGUACAGACGUCCAUCCAGACACAGAGGAGUGUGUGUCCAUGUGUUUGUUGCACAGAGAUGAAGACCGUCUAAAAGUCAGCGCUGAACUGGACGACGGUGUCUUUAAAAAGCCUGAAGCUCCUCCCCGCUGUGCUGGGUAUAGAGACAGAGGCGUUCGCGUGUCCCGGUCCUCCCCAGAUGAUGCGUUGAUACAAGGAGGCUCCAGUUCCAGUGAGGGGGCUUUAUCACUGGGCACACCUGAAGCUGUGGCCCCUCGGAGCUCCAGACUGUCCUGGAAGUCAGAAACAGAGGACAGAGGAGGAGGAGGAGGAGGAGGGAGAGAAGAAGAAGAGAAAAAAGACCAGCUUCCAGAACAUCCCGUCUCCUCUGCCAUCAUGCGAGUGUCCAUGCGAUCGCUGUCUCCAUUCCGUCGUCACAGCUGGGAGCCGGGCAGAAACAACGCGGCAGCAGACAGUGACAUCACGCAGCGCAGCUCGUUGAAGAGCCUGUCAGGGGAGGUGAAAAGAGCCAAGCCUCCCCUCCAUAGGAGAAGUAUGAGUUGGUGUCCAUCUAACUUGCGACGUCCUGAUCAGGAGCAAAUAGACAACAGAAGCUACAGUCUGGAGGGUCUGGUGGUGGAGAAGGGAGCAGUCCAGGCUCAGUGCCCCAUCCUCAGUGAUCAGAAGGAGAGGACUGUAGGGAGGAGCAUACUCCUGGAGAGCCAGGAGAGAGGCUCGCUGGUGUCCCUCACUGAGGAGGAGCAGGAAGGAGAUGGAAGCAGCAUCGAUAGUCAGACAUCACAUCAGGUACUGUCAAUGACAACCAGCUGUCCUGCCAUGUUCCAUCACAAAACCCUCACCAAAUCCAUCUCUAUGGUUACCAUCAGUCAACGCGAUAUAGAUGGGAUGAGCUCAUUCUCCAGUAACUCUGGCUCACUGGAAUACAGUAUUUCGGAGGAGGAGCCGGGACCUCUGCGUAGCGACACAGAGGGAAAGGGAGGACCUAAAAUCAGUCGGACGUUCAGCUACCUUCGCAGCAAGAUGAGCAAGAAAGGAAAGGAGAAAGAGAAGGAGAAGAGAGGAGAGAAAGAACGAGAGAGUAAAGAGAGAGAAAAGAAGAGUGCCAACGGUCAUCUCUUCAUCCCAGUCAGUCUGUCUCCUUCCACAGGCUGUCAGCACUGCACCAAACUUCUGCACAAUAAAGACACGUUCCUCUGCAAUAACUGUGGAGUCCAUGUCCAUAAGUGCUGCAGAGAGAGUCUGUCUGUUUGUACAAAGAGCAAAACAAAGCAGCAGUCACUGACGACAGAAGCUGUUCCUGGGUCUGCUGUUAACAUGAGGAGUAAAUCUACAUCUUCAACAUCAUCUGUAUCAUCUACGUCCUCCUCAUCGUCACGGGAACGCUUCUCCACCCCCGAUGACCAGCUUCCUGUGGUGUUUCCACGGAGACACCCUAGCAUCUUCAACCAACACAGCAAUUUGUCCAAGAGCAUCUCCACCAGCAACAUAGCAGGGUUAGAUGAGGUUUCACUGAGAGGCCUGAAGUUUCUGUCACAGUCCACUGACUCUCUCCAUCAAGGGAGCAAAGUCAACGCCUCGACUGAGUCACUCACCGAUGAAGGCACUGAAAUGAUGGACAGUCAGCUAAUGGGAGAGUUUGAGUACGACGUCAAAGAUCUGGAGGCUGAUUCUUGGAGCGGCACGGUGGAUAAGAAAUUCUUGAAAGCUCUGAAAAAAGAUGAAGUGAAGAGACAAGAUGUCAUCUAUGAGUUAUACCAGACAGAGUUCCACCACGUGAGGACACUGAAGAUCAUGUCUGAGGUGUAUUAUAAAGGCCUUCAGAAGGAGCUGCAGCUCGACACUCACACUCUGGACAAGAUUUUCCCAGUUUUGGACGAUCUGGUGGACGUGCACACACAUUUCCUCACCCUGCUCCUGGAGAGAAAGAGAGCUUCAUCAGCUAAGGGACAAAACAACAACAGCUUCCUCAUCUGCAGCAUUGGGGACGUCCUGAUCAACCAGUUUUCAGGUUGCAGCGCUGAGGGGAUGAAGAAAGUUUACGGGAAGUUCUGCAGUCGCCACAACGAAGCUGUCAAUCUCUACAAAGACCUGCAUGCCAAAGAUAAACGUUUCCAGGCUUUCAUCAAGAGGACAAUGAGCAGCAGCAUCGUGCGGAGGCUCAGUAUUCCAGAGUGCAUUCUGUUGGUCACUCAGAGGAUCACCAAAUAUCCUGUUCUGAUCCAGAGGAUACUGCAGCACACUAAAGACUCGGAUGAAGACCACAGCUGUGUUUGUGAAGCUCUGCGCUGUGUGAAGGAGCUGAUCACGGCUGUGGACAGUAAAGUCAACGAGCAGGAGAAAAAGCAGAGACUGAAGGAGGUCUACAGUCGCACUGACAGUAAGUCUAUCAUGAGGAUGAAGAGCGGUCAGAUGUUUGCCAAAGAGGACCUGAUCAGAGGGAGGAAGCUGCUGCACGAUGGAGCGCUGCAGCUGAAGAACUCUGCUGGACGACUCAAAGAUGUCCAUGCCAUGCUCCUGUCCGACGUGCUCGUCUUUCUUCAGGAAAAAGAUCAGAAAUAUGUAUUUGCCUCACUGGACCAGCGCUCUACAGUCAUCUCUCUACAGAACCUGAUUGUCAGAGAAGUAGCCAACGAGGAGCGAGGUCUCUUCCUGAUCACAGCUGGUACAGAGAGACCAGAGAUGGUGGAGGUGUUGGCCAGCAGCAAGGACGAGCGCAACACAUGGAGGGCCAUUAUACAGGACGCCAUGCACUGCAUGGAGAAAGACGAGGACGAAGGAGUUCCCAGUGAGACAGAAGAAGACAGGAGGCAGCAGGAGAACAGAGCCAAGGAGAUCCGAGAGCUCCUGCGAAGGAAAGACGAGCAGAUCAUCUCUUUAUUGGAGGAGAAGGUCCACAUCUUCAGAGACCUGAGCGACUGUAAUACUGCCCCUGAAGACACGAACCCACCACUCAGGGAGCGGAUGUUAUUCAGGGCCACACCUGAUGAAAUCACAAAAGGGGAGCCAAUCAUAAAGGACGCCCUGAGGGAAGUUGAGACCCUGCAUGCUUUGGUCAGCAGUGGUGUUGGCGGUGCAGGCUGCAGUGUUCCAGUUUGCCUGACAGGGGGCAGCGUGGGACCAGUCUGUCUGCCCAGGAGAGCUGAGACAUUCGGAGGCUUCGACAGUCAUCAGAUGAACAGCAGCAAGAAUGGAGAGAAGGAAGAGGGGGAUGAAUCACUGGACCUCCGUAGGACUGAGUCAGACAGUGUGUUGAAGAAGGGAGCCACUGCCAGCCUACAGAUGCUGCUGAAGAGAAGUAAUGAGCAGGUUCAGCACAGUGUGACGCAUCUUCACGGCCUGCUGGUUUCACUGCAGGCCGUGGUGGUCCAGCAGGACUCCUUCAUAGAGGACCAGCGCCAGGCUCUGAGCGAGCGGCUCACAGCCAACUCCUCCAGACACUCUUCCUCUUCCUCACUCUCUUCCUCUUCCUCCUCCCGCCCCUCCUCCCUCAUUGAGCAGGAGAAGCACAGGAGUCUAGAGAGGCAGCGGCAGGAGGCUGCGAGCCUGCAGAAACAGCAGGCUGCACACCAGGAAGAGAAGAGGAGGCGAGAGAAGGUGUGGGAGAUGAAGGAGAAAGUUCUGGCAGAGCGGGAGGAGAGGCUGAAGGUGGAGGAGGAGGAGACCAGGAGUAGAAGUCAGGAGCUGACCGAGGAGAGAGAGACGCUGCAGAAGAAGAAGGAGGAGUACCAGAGAGAGCUGGAGAGGCUGAGGGAGGCGCAGAGGAAGCUGGAGAGAGACAAGGAGGCUCUGAGGAGAGACACAGAGAGGCUGGACGCCAUGAAGAGACAUGAGUCAGAGCAGCUUCAGAGGUACGAGCGGACUUCAUCUACCACCUCCGAAGAGUCCCUGAGGUUCCACAGCUCUGGCUCUCUGGAUAUGGAUUUAAAACAAGCAGCAGAGGAGCCAAAAGAGGUGGAGCUCUCAUCCUCUGCCCCAACCAAAGAACCCUUCCUCCGCAUCGGAUCCAAGAGGAUGGGCAAAAACUUUAACCCCUUCUCCUCUUCCUCCUCCUCCUCCUCCUCUAAGCCUCAGGGAGCAGAGAAGGAGUCCCAGCUUCCCACCAGACUGCUGCAGCUGACCAAACCCAAAGAGAAGAAAGACAAGAAGAAGAAGAAGGGGAAAGGAGGAGAUCAGGCACAGACAGAAAGCAAAGUGAUGUCGGAGCCUCAGAAUGAUGGAGACAUCUUCUUCUGCUGAGGACCUGGACCACAUGAAACCCUAACCCUCCUGAGGGACAAACAGGACCCAGACUGUUCCUCAACCCUCUAUUUGGAAUUAAAAUGUGUCUUUGCAAACAGUCUCUGGACUGACUGUGGACCUCAGGGUUCUCAGGAUCACCUGCAUGUGUCCCAGGUAAACAAGCUCCUUACAGAGCCGAAGUGAUGCUGAGCUGAUGUGUCAAUCGGGACGACUUUAAUCAACCAACGUGCCAAGAAUGCAACCUUCCAUCAUUCAGAGAGAGGUGAUGGGGACCCAUCGAGGAUCAAGCGAGAGUAGCGAGAAGGAAUCAUCUUAAUGAUCUCUCCUCAGAGAUCGUGUCACAUGGUGCUUUACGUCAAAUCUGCUCAUCUGUAGCAAGCCUUGGCUUUAACAUCCACCAAUAACAAGUGCCAUUUCUUUAUUAAGUAUUGCUGAUGCUAACUUUAAGUGCUUUGUGAUACUGCUGACUCAUGCCAGUGAGUUUCAGUGAACAGUUCUACAGUCUGACUCGGCUCGAGGAACUUUGACUCUCGUGUGUGAUUUGUGUCUUUGUGUUUGACACAGUGUCCCUUUCAGUCAAGCUAACAAACAGAUGCCACACAACAUGCUGACACAUUCUCACACAGUGUGUGUGUUGUCAGUGUGUACAACAAGGGCAAUCAGUCAGUCAGCUGAGAGAGACGGAUGAAUCCAUGAGACAGACUCGUCCACUGAGCGGUGAAGAUGAGAGCGUCUCUUUUAGUGCCUUAAAUCUCUGAUGUCGUCUUUUCUCUUGACUGUAUUGAAAGCAGUGAUGUAACAAGCAGAGUGAAGCGCGUGCUUGAAGCAGACGUUCUUUAAUUGUGCCGAGGUCAGAUCACCUCCAAAAUCAAGAAAUUCAGAGUUUAUACUUUUAAUCACUUCAUUCACUUCUAUAUUUUAGUUUUUAGUCCUCAUCAUGAGAUGGAGCAGUCAGUGUGGGGUUAUCAGUCCUCUUUAAUCAUCACCGAGUGUGACAAUCAUUGCACAACGACAGGAUCAGGAAGACAGAGAGGUCUACAUGCACUUUAUGUUGAUGACCGAGCGAUGCUGUAUUUGAAUGGGCUGUCAUUUCCUGAUCAUUUAAUCCUAAUCACAGGUCCUUCAGAGACGAGCUGCACUAACACCCUGUCAGGAUACAGUUUUUAUUUUCUUGUUCAUCUAAUUCUAAAUGAAUGAAUAGUAAGUGAAUCUACUGAUCACUGUGUUUCUCCUAGUAUUAGUAUCAGAUGACACAGUUCUAACAAAAACAGAAGCACUUUUGUUUUUACGUCAAAGAUCUGAGACGACUUCUUUCUCUCAAACUUGUUCACAAAAUUCUAACAACAAUUGGCAUAUGCAGAUCAUGCGCACUCACCAGACAUGUUGCUGAUACUUAAGAGUGUAGUUCUGCUACAUGACAGGAGUGAUCUGGAAAUGACAGAACUGUAAAAUAAGCUUCACCCAUGAGAAGAGCAGUACUUAGUAGUUAUGUUGUAGUUGGGCUGAGUCUGAAUUCAGUAUUACUGAAUUCAGACUGUUAAUAUGGAGAUGAUAUGAUGAUAUCAUUUUAAUGUGGUCAUAAAUAAUAAUUCCAAACAAACAAACAAGAGUCCUUCCUGCUGUACUCUUCUUUAAUGUCCAACAGUGAUGUCAGUCACCGUCUGAGUUUCUUCAGACGUUCACACAUGCAGAUUCAUGUUUCUUUGUCACACAUGUUGACAUCAGAAGUGUUCUCAUCAACAUAGUGAUGUUGAGUUCAGGUCAGCCCUUAAAAUGAGACACGACUUUCAACUUUGUCAAGAAAUCAUGUGAGAAAAAAAGCCUGACAGAUAGUUACUGGAGACAUAUUGUAGCUCAGCUUGUUUUCUGAUCUGCUUCACAUUUCAAUCCUUCACGAGUCCAAAGUCCAAAUCUACCCUGAAGGUCUUUUAUUUUGAAACCCAGUGAAUUCAAUCCACGUGACUUCCUCUGAGAGAGGGACCAGUAUCGCUCUUACGAGUACUGGGGAUGACGAGUUCUGUUGACUGAUGGAAAUGUCACAGUCAGUCAAUAUUAACUGCUCAUUUGAUUUUUCUGUAAAAUGUUUAUUGUUUACCUCCCAGGCAUCAUUUGACCAAAGCCCGGUUUGAUCUAGAGUCACACUUGUCUUGCAUUUAUUUUGUAAGAACAAUCCUGAACUAAAGUUAAGCUGAAGUUUAACAUUUUUAGACUUGUUACAAAACAGAUUACUGUUUGAAUUUUAUUGGAAAGACAAUCAUCAGCUCUCUGGAUGGUGAGGGAAUCAGUUCCUCUCACAGGAACUUUUUAGAUCUCAAUAGUUCAAUCCUUGCACAUGCAGACUGUUUA